AUGACUUCAGAUAUAAAAGGGUCAUUGUUAUUAGCAUGGCAAGUUAAACAAAAACAUUGUUUGGUAAUAGGCAGUGGUGAUGUUGCAUUAAGUAGAAUAAAUCAUCUUAUUAUUGCUCAAGCUAAAAUUUCAGUUAUAACUGGUUCAGGUCAUAUUCAUCCAACUAUUUUACAAUUAAAUGAUCAACAUCAAUUUGAACAUUUCAUAACUCGUGAUUAUCAAUCAUCUGAUUUGUCAAUGUUGAAGAAAACGUCUACUCAUGAGUUCAAUCUUGAUGAUAUUAAUAAUGAAGAGGUUUAUAAUCAAAUUUCUCAUAAUUUUAAUCAUGAACGAUUUGAAAUUAUAUGUUGUUGUAUUGAUGAUUAUCAAUUAUCAACUCAAAUCUAUUAUCAAUGUAAAUAUCUUCACCUUAAUUGUAAUAUAGCUGAUAAACCAUUGCUUUGUGAUUUUUAUUUCGGAUCAAUGAUUAAUGAACAAAAUUUCCAAAUUUUAAUAUCAACUAAUGGUAAAUCACCUCGAUUUUCAAAAAUUUUAAAAGAUUUAAUCUAUAAGGGAAUUAAUGAUAAUGUUGAAGGAGAUCUAAACUUUGCUAUUGAGAAUUUAGGUAAUUUAAGAUUAAAAUUACGACAAUUGAAAUUACAAAAUAAUCAUGAUUUAAUCACAUUUAAAUUUACUUAA
This is a messenger RNA of Scheffersomyces coipomensis, 678 nucleotides long. It is a transcript of the gene MET8, whose product is annotated as bifunctional precorrin-2 dehydrogenase/sirohydrochlorin ferrochelatase. The transcript has 2 exons. Lineage: Eukaryota; Fungi; Ascomycota; Pichiomycetes; Serinales; Debaryomycetaceae. Gene Ontology annotation, biological process: siroheme biosynthetic process. The record is from RefSeq and is a predicted model, not a curated record. Bases 1 to 678 code for a protein of 225 amino acids. Gene Ontology annotation, molecular function: protoporphyrin ferrochelatase activity; precorrin-2 dehydrogenase activity.